ACGGAAGUUAUACAACAACCACUACUGGGGGUCAUGUGACUGAAACUUGGGGCGGGGCUUAAGCGCGUCCGUCAAUCAGUGUCCCCCGGCCGUUUGGAAGCGGUGUCAUGGCGGUGGAGUGAUGGACGCGGAUCUGCUGCUGGCGAUACAGCUACAGGAGGAGUAUGACCGGGAGGAGGCAGCGGAGAGCCCACGGGGGAAGGGCUCCAGGGCCGCCUCCGGUCACCCCCCGCCCAUGGCUGUAGUGGACCCGUCCUGGGAGCUGCUGGACCCCAGUCCCAAUAUCCACGAGCUCUUCCUGCAGUUCAAUGCGAUGUUCUUCUGGGGGAAGCUGGUCGGGGUGGAGGUGAAGUGGAGCCACAGGAUGACGCUAUGCGCCGGGGUCUGUUCUUACGAAGGACGAGGAGGCUUGUGCUCUAUACGUCUCAGCAAACCGCUCCUGAUGCUCCGACCGAGGAAAGAUCUCGUAGAAACUCUUCUCCAUGAGAUGAUUCACGCUCUUCUGUUUGUCACCGACAACAAUAAGGAUCAUGACGGUCACGGGCCGGAGUUCCACAAACACAUGAAUCGUAUUAAUGGACUGACAGGUGCUAAGAUAUCGGUUUUUCACAGUUUCCACGAUGAGGUGGAGGAGUACAGAAAACAUUGGUGGAAGUGUAAUGGACCCUGUCAGCACAGACCUCCAUACUUUGGUUAUGUGAAGCGUGCAAUGAACAGAGCUCCAUCCAAACUCGAUCCAUGGUGGGCUGACCAUCAGAGAUCUUGUGGAGGAACAUAUAUAAAAGUGAAGGAGCCAGAGAAGAAGACUGAUAAAGACAAGAAGAAGGGAAACUCCUCUGAAGUCCGGCCUAGUAACAUCCCAGAAAUAAAAGGAAAACCUGAGAAAAGUGCAGAGAAAAGCGACAUUCGUUCAUUCUUCCCAUUCAGUGGCACAGGUUACAAGCUCGGCGCGUCCAGCCAAGUAUCAGUCUUGAUGAAGGUGCCAACCAGUUUACCAUCCUCCAGUAAAGCCAUAGCAAACUCUCCUGUAAAGCCAGUGCAGACCACCAGUGCCUUGUCCUCCAUUACCAACAAGAGCAUGAACCCAAGACCCAACUUGCCCAAAGUGUCAGUGGCAAACACCAAAGUGUUCAAAAACAUCAAUGGUUCCCCAAUGAGAAUCCCUGUGAAGGACAGGAACAUUUCCAAACCAUCAGGGUCAAAGUUUGGUUUUCCUGACAGCUUUACCCAGAAGAGACUCUCCUUUGCAGUACCCACCUCCUCUCAAGGUGCACCAUCUACCUCACAGGAGUCACACUGUGAUGAAAGUCAAGACCGGCCACCAAAGAGACCACGUCUGGACACCCAAAUCUCCAAGGACAAUAUGCCAGGAGGCAAUUCACUUAGAGAACAGCCAGUUAUAGUCUUAGAUGAGGAACCAUCAUCUACCCCCACACUUGGGAUGGUGAGCUGCCCGGUGUGCGGAGCAAAGAUGUCAGAAGCCAAGAUCAAUGAACAUUUGGACAGCUGCUUAAAUGGCUGAAUACAGAGGAGAACUGGUGCCGCUUGUCAUGCGGGGGUCUUGCAUGUUCUUCCUUAUUCCUUUACAGUCUCAGGGAUGUUUAGGCCACUACUGCUUCGUAAUACUGUUCUCUAUAACAUGGACCCCUGAGCAUUCCGAUAUCUUUGGAGGGGGCAGACAAGGCAAGUGGGAAGGAUUUUAAAGGGGUACUCCGGCGCUUAGGCAUCUUAUCCCCUAUCCAAAGGAUAGGGGAUAAGAUGCCUGAUCGCGGGGGUCCCGCUGCUGGGGACCCCUGCAAUAUAGCACGCAGCACCCACCUGUAUCUGCUUCAGGGAGUGCUGGAGGGUCUGGCUCCCAACCACGGGAAAGGAAGAUAGUGACGUCACAGCCCCGCCCCC
Molecule: messenger RNA, 1899 nt
Organism: Hyla sarda
Lineage: Eukaryota; Metazoa; Chordata; Amphibia; Anura; Hylidae
Gene: SPRTN
Product: SprT-like N-terminal domain
Exons: 5
Coding region: 122-1522 (466 amino acids)
Biological process (GO): DNA repair
Cellular component (GO): nucleus
Molecular function (GO): single-stranded DNA binding; metalloendopeptidase activity; polyubiquitin modification-dependent protein binding
Source: RefSeq, a predicted model, not a curated record